AUGACGCAAGGUGAAAUUCAAAGAGUAAUACAAAAAUAUCGAUUGAAUGCCUUAAAUAAGAGCAGUUCUGCUUCUGGGGCUUCCGCAUUAACUGCAAUUCAAUCACCUGCCCUUUCUUGGGAUUCAUCUCCUGCAACUACUCCUGCAUACAGCACUAAUUACCCGGUCAUGAACGGGGACAAAUGA
Messenger RNA from Acanthoscelides obtectus, 186 nucleotides. The record is from the annotation of a GenBank genome assembly. NCBI's taxonomy places the organism in Eukaryota, Metazoa, Arthropoda, Insecta, Coleoptera, Chrysomelidae.